This is a messenger RNA of Homarus americanus (American lobster), 3233 nucleotides long. RefSeq names its product homeobox protein abdominal-A homolog. Gene Ontology annotation, biological process: regulation of DNA-templated transcription. The transcript has 3 exons. Gene Ontology annotation, molecular function: DNA-binding transcription factor activity, RNA polymerase II-specific; DNA binding. The record is from RefSeq and is a predicted model, not a curated record. The coding region runs from base 538 to 2070 and encodes 510 amino acids. NCBI's taxonomy places the organism in Eukaryota, Metazoa, Arthropoda, Malacostraca, Decapoda, Nephropidae.
CGCUUGACAGGUGGUGGCCCACACGCCACAGAUUUCCGUGAAGACCUGACGCAUCCGCUUGUGCUUACGCUGAGUGACUGUGAGGUGAUGCCAAUUUGUGAGAGGUGUUAAGUGCUCGUGCAUGUAGUUACUAUUGCUAACUGCACUUUAAUAGGCCUGAUUGCCUCAGUGAAGUGGUUCAGUACUGACUCCCAAAAUUAAGUAUUCAUUGUCGCCGCAGUGAAACACAGCUCACUAUAAACAUGCUGUAGAGUUUUCACUUUUGCAGUUAAGAAUCUACUGUGUUUAAAACUUCAGUUUAUAGCAACAAGAAUAUGAUUGCUGUGAAAUAAGGUAACAAUAAUCUACUGGCAAAUAGCAACACAUUUAUGUAUCGUUCGUUAAGUGAUUGUUUAGCGAAAAGAGUUUAUACACUUAAAAUAACAAUAUUUACGCGACAACUCUCAUUGCCAGGAAACAUAACACAAGGUGUCGUGGGAAUAAGUGAUAAACAACUGUGCUGAGAACGACAACCACAAAAUACAAAGAUCACAAGAAAUGGAGCAAACGAUGUUGAGCGGCGGGGGUGUGUCCCUGCCAGUGACCACCACUGGAAGCAUGAUGUCCUUGGGGUCUUCCUUGGCAAGCCUGGCGCCCCUGGAACCUCCUAGGGCAUCUACAUACCCAAAUCUGUUGCCGGGCUCGGAGUGGGGGCUUCUGGAAACUACUGACAUCGCACGGGACUAUGGCGGCCUCUUUUCCUCCUCACUGGUAGAAUAUGGUCUCCCUCCCAUCUUACCACGGACUCCCACGCCUCAUGAUGCUCUCCAUCCUCCUCAUGAUUUAACUUACCCCAUGCAUUACGCCGCCCCUAUGGAGUACCCGGCACCCCUGACACCUGAUAGUGAUCCACCCUCUGAUGGCAAUGGUUCUCCGACCUCCUCCCCACCUGCAACAUCACAUUUACUGCCUUCUGCCAACGCUUUCCCGCCCACCUCUCAUUACACGCCCACCUCACAGUUCACCUCCUCCAACUACCUGCCUAGCCACACCAUCACCUUCAGCAGUUUGUCACCGCCAACCGACGAUUUAGCGACGUUAACAUCUGUCUUGCCAAGUACCGUAGGGGGCUCUGAACAGCAAGCUGCCUCCCUGGGUCCUCUCUUGCCCCUAACAACCCAUAAUGUUGGGGAGAUGGGCUUCGGGGGCUUGAGUAGCGACGUACUUACUUCUCUGGGAUCUUUAGUGAGCGAACACCGUGCUGAUCUGUCCCACGACCCAGCUGAUACCUCAGAAGAUGCACUAAAGGCAGACCUGCUGGGCAAGCCGAGGAAGGAGAGGACGGCAUUUACGAAGCACCAAAUCCGCGAGCUGGAGGCAGAGUUCCAACACUCCAACUACCUCACCAGACUACGCCGCUAUGAGAUUGCCGUCUCGCUUGACCUCACCGAGAGACAAGUUAAGGUGUGGUUUCAAAACCGACGGAUGAAAUGGAAGCGGACUAAGAGUGGACAGUUGGCAAUGAAACGUCAACAGCAGCAGCAGCAGCAGCUGGAGCAGCAGCAACAACUGGAGCAGCAACAACUGGAGCAGCAGCAACAACUUGAAAAACAGCAACAACAGCAACAACAAGAGAAGAAGAACCCAACCCAGCUAGACCUCCAACAACCUCAGGCGGACGAGAUAAAGCCCGCCUUCCAAGUGCCUCAAGAGCAGCAACUGAAUAAUAACAUCAGGGACACCACUAGUAGCAAAAGCAGUCCUGAUAGAAACAACAGCAACGUGAGUAGCAGCAAAGCCUCAAGUGACAGUAGCAACACCAAUACCAGCAACAGCGACAGCACGUCUCGUGACCCCGUACUGACCCACCAUGGCGUGUUGGACGCACCAGCUACUCCACCAACGCUCUCCACCACCGAUCUCCAGGGUGCUCACCUUGAGGAUCCCUACACGGGUCUUCAUCAUGCCCUCGCACCUUCCACACCCUCCACAUUAGCCUCCAGCCCCUUAGAAGACGGUGGACCCUACUCUGGCCUCCACCACGAACUGGGAGACACGAACACCUACCUGGCGGAGGGCGAGACUUGCUAGUAACGCAUGCAACGCUUCGCUUUAACACUACGUUUGUUUCUUUUUCGAAACUCAUUGUUAUUUUAGUAUUCUGAACUAAUCUCAUAUUUAUUGAUACGAUAAUAGAAUAAGUGACAGUAUACUAUGAAUAGUUUUCAUGAUUCUCAACGUCUGUAUCAGACUUUCCUCAGAGUACCGUCAGCCAACGUGGGUAAUAAAGUUUUUAACUCUUUUCACAAUAGAGUGAAUAUUAGCCAAAGACGUCUUGGAACUAUUCCACAAAUGAUUGAAUAAUUUCCUACCAUAAUUAACUUUAAAAUGGUGAGAGUUUUGUCUGCAGUGUCUUCAUAUAUUCAGCAAAUCCCUGUCGUAAUUUACAGUACCUUGAUAUAUCAGUCUCGGGUAUAUUGUACAAAAAUUACUGUUACAGAAAUUUUCAUUUAUCCUUUAAUAUAGACCCGGCAGUAAUGUUAUAGUCAACACCCCAAGUUUUUCCGUAACAUUAAAGAUAUUUUUUGAUCACUUGUUGCAUAGUGUUCCUCUGUUUGAUAGUCUAGCAAGUCAGUAGUUUCCUAACCCGAAAGUGUACCAAAAACCUUUACCCUUGAUUUUAAAGUGCUCACGUUACGACACAAUACACAGCACAGUACAUCCAACACACUGUACAGUAAUUUAUGAUCCGUGACGUAAUCAAUAAAUAUCCUGACAGACGAAUCUUCAAAAUUAAUAUAAAAAUUUUUUUUCGAUAAAUUUAUACAAAAAUUUAUCACUUAAUACAUCCCAAGAAUAAAUUAAUAUUGCUAGCGUUAAGCAACACGGUGGUGUGAGGAGUCUAAUAUUGUAUUCAACUUAAUUUAUGGUAAAUAUUCUGUAGAGCUUCCUACAGUACGUUGUAGUAUACAUGAACUGUAUCAAGAGUACUAAUGGCAAGCUGUUCAAGUUGUUUAUAUAGAUUAUCAAAGAUACUUUCUCAAACACAACCCAAUAAAUAAAGACAAACUAUUGAAGUAAAAUUCUUAACUAAAAUCCACUAUAGAUUUGUUUUUCUAUGUCCAAGAGAACACACACAGUAUCUACUCUUAAGUAAAACCCUACAGUAAAAGAAUAGAUUAUUUAGUUGAAUUUUACACUACACAAAAUAUUUUAUGCUUGAAUAUUGCGUAAUAAAAUUGAGUGUGCAGAUA